Messenger RNA from Toxorhynchites rutilus septentrionalis, 3209 nucleotides. Its product is annotated as bumetanide-sensitive sodium-(potassium)-chloride cotransporter-like. Gene Ontology annotation, molecular function: sodium:potassium:chloride symporter activity. NCBI's taxonomy places the organism in Eukaryota, Metazoa, Arthropoda, Insecta, Diptera, Culicidae. The transcript is spliced from 9 exons. The record is from RefSeq and is a predicted model, not a curated record. Gene Ontology annotation, biological process: chloride transmembrane transport; sodium ion transmembrane transport; potassium ion homeostasis. The coding region runs from base 61 to 3135 and encodes 1024 amino acids. Gene Ontology annotation, cellular component: membrane.
AAUAAAUAAUUCAAUAAGCACGUUAACAAAUGAUUAAGGGUGGUACCAGAAAUAAACAGAAUGCCACAACGUCGUUACAACGUAGAAAUGGAGAUACCCAUGAAUGGAACCAUUGCAGAUAGCACAAAUUCCGAUGUGUUUAGACGGUCCGGAGAUGAAAUCCACUUGGAUGUAUCGUCCCUGAAAAUUCCUAAUAGUGACGGUAAUGUUGUAAUGUCACAUGACCCCAGGCGUACUAGUAUCAUGGGAAUCACUAGGGAUCCGCUGCCGCGACUGGAUCACUAUCGUACGUCAACGCGUAAGAACAAACGACCUUCGAUAGGAGAACUGCAUGGUGACCCUGAUGCUAAAGACAAGAAACAGGAACCAGAAAUCGAAGAACAACCUGUCUCUAGCGGUCAUGCCAUUCGCCUCGGGUGGAUACAAGGAGUGCUCACGCCAUGUCUGUUGAACAUAUGGGGUGUUAUGCUCUUCCUGAGGCUAAGUUGGGUCGUUGCCGAGGCGGGUGUCAUUCAGACGCUGCUGAUAAUGGUGUUGUCGUAUGUAGUGUGCGUAAUCACCACUUUGUCGCUUUCGGCACUAUGCACCAAUGGGCAGGUCAAAAGUGGUGGUAUCUAUUACAUCAUAUCAAGAUCGCUCGGACCGGAAUUUGGGGCCUCAGUUGGUGUGAUAUUUGCUUUUGCGAAUGCAGUCAACGCAUCUAUGAACACUAUUGGCUUCUGCAGUUCACUGAACGAUUUGUUGAGGAGCAAUGGCCUUCAAAUUGUAGAUGGGAGCAUAAACGACAUACGAAUCGUGGGAACGAUUGCGCUUCUGGUCAUGGUAACUAUUUGCGCAGUGGGAAUGGAUUGGGAAGUGAAAGCCCAAAAUUUCUUGCUGGUAGCAAUUUUACUCGCAAUAGCAAGUUUCAUCAUUGGUGCAGCCAUGGGUCCUACUCACGAGGAUGAAAUUGCUAAGGGAUUCAUCGGUUUUUCAGCAGCGGUAUUCACAUCAAAUUUAGCACCGGGUUAUCGUUUCAGUGAGGGUGUUCAGCAAAAUUUUUUCAGUGUCUUUGCCGUUUUCUUUCCAAGUGUCACCGGAAUACAGAGUGGAGCUAACAUCUGUGGAGAUUUGAAGGAUCCCGCAACGGCAAUUCCAAAAGGAACACUUCUUGCCUGUCUUGUUUCGGGAAUAUCAUACAUUGUAUUCUCGCUGUUUGCAGGGGCAUCAGCUUUGCGAGAUGCUUCGGGGAAUGUCACAGAUCUCGUCGGUAUAAACUUCACUUCUUGCAGUAUGGAGUUAAAUAACUGCAACUAUGGACUCAACAACGAUUACUCGAUCAUGCAGCUGAUGGCAUUUUCGAGUGAGCUCAUAUACUUAGGUUGCUGGGCAGCAACACUCAGUACGGCAUUGACCAAUUUGCUUUCCGUACCUCGUUUAAUUCAGGCCCUCGGCAUCGAUCGCAUCUACCCGGGGCUGAUCUUCUUCUCGAAAGGUUACGGCAAACAUGGCGAGCCAUACCGUGGAUAUGUUCUGGUGUUUUUCGUAUCGUUUGCGUUCAUAAUGAUCGCCGACCUGAACACCAUAGCACCGCUGAUCUCAAAUUUCUUCCUCGCAUCAUAUUCACUGGUAAAUUUCUGCACCUUCCAUGCAGCAACAGUUAAACCACUUGGAUGGCGCCCGACAUUCCGAUACUAUCAUCCGUGGCUGAGCAUGUUCGGUUCUCUUCUUUGCGUUGCUAUAAUGUUUCUGAUAGAUGUGGUUUCUACAUUUAUCACGAUUGCCAUCAUAUUCAUACUAUACUUGACGGUGAUCUAUCGCAAGCCGGACGUUAACUGGGGUUCCUCUACCCAAGCUGCCGCAUAUAAAUCAGCGCUAAACUCAGCCCUGAAUCUCGAACAAGUCGGUGAACACGUUAAGAACUACAAUCCGCAGCUAUUAGUUCUAACAGGAAAUCCAAUCCUCAGGCCAGGAUUGUUGAAUUUUGCACACCUAAUAACUAAAAAUAACUCACUCAUGAUCGUUGGAAAUGUAGUGGAGACCAAGUUAUCUUACAAGCAACGGAAGGCUCUAAUAACAAGUGGAAAGAGGGCGAUAAAGGACGCCAAAAUAAAGGCCUUCUACAACAUCCUCGACGGGUUGCCGUUCGAUGAAGCGGUGCGGGCAAUGAUCCAAUCUUCUGGAUUCGGUAAACUCACACCAAACAUCCUCUUUGUAGGAUACAAAACAACGUGGCGUACAUGCAGCUUCGAGGAAUUGAAUAAUUACUAUAACAUUUUACAUUACGCAUUUGACAAUCGCUUGGCUCUCGCGAUUCUCCGUCUUCCGGAUGGAAUAGACUGUUCCGAUAUCAUUAACUGUCAUGUGAAUCCAGUAUUUGAUCUUUCGGAUACCUCGUUGAAUGUGGAGUCCACACUUUCACUCGCCAAAACUCCUACCGGUCGACGACUUCAAAAUAGUUUGAUGCCCAUCAAUUCUAACCUCGAUCUUCGGAAAGCGGCAUCCACUAGUGAACAAAGUAGCUUGAACAUGUCGAACGGAGUUUAUCAGACUCCCAUUCCACAAGCUCUACCAAACACUAACAAAGAGAUGAGAAUCUUCAGAGAAAAACAACCAGCAGGGAUAAUCGACGUUUGGUGGUUGUACGACGAUGGUGGUUUGACCAUCCUGCUUCCGUACAUUAUUUCAACCCGAACCAAAUGGUCCGAUUGUCAAAUCCGUAUUUUUGCCCUUGCAAGCCAAAAAGAGGAUUUCGAGGAAGAACGUCAAAACAUGACUAUCUUACUUGACAAACUGCGCAUCAAGUAUGUGUCCCUCAUAAUGGUAACAAUAGCUGAUAAGCCCCAAGAAACCACAAUUAGUUCCCACCGUGCUUUGAUCGAUACAUUGAUUGAAGAGCAAGAAACCGAUAGAUUUGUGAGUGAGGCGGAACAGAGGCAGCUGCUGGAGAAAACGUACCGACAGCUACGGCUACGAGAGUUGUUACUGCAGUAUUCCGAAGGAGCCUCGUUGAUAGUGAUGUCUAUGCCAAUCCCACGGAAGGGUAUCGUGUCAGCCCAACUUUACAUGUCCUGGCUAGAAAUGCUCACGGAAAAUAUGCCACCAUUUCUAUUGGUUCGUGGAAACCAAACUUCAGUAUUAACAUUCUAUUCGUAGGCCAUAGACGAGCAUGUUGGUCUAAGUUCUAGUUCGUACUCAUAUACCAUAGCCAUAGUAUAUUUAUUGUGUGA